AUGGUAUUUCGGCACCGCCCUAUCCCUAUCCCUCACCGUAAAAUUACACCGAACCAGGGUUCAGGCGUUACAGCACCGUUCCUCUCAGAAGGAUGUCUUCUGGCUCGCAAUUCGUUCCCUGUGGUGGUGACCUAUGGGUUACAGAACAGUCUGCAGACGGGGUCGCUGCUGGUAGUCGGUCGCUUGUCCCCGGAAACCCUGGCAGCGGCUGCAUUUGCCUUCAUGUUCGCCACUGCUACCGCCUGGCUCAUAGCCCUUGGAGGAACCACCGCCCUCGAUACUCUAGCCUCAACCGCAUUCACCGGCAGCACCAACAAAUCCCAGCUCGGCAUAUAUCUGCAGCGAGCCUUUGUGGUCCUGGGACUGCUCUAUCUUCCUGUCACGGUACUUUGGUGCUGGUCGGAACAUCUCUUCCUCGCCCUGCGACAAGAGCCCCAGCUAGCGAAAGAUGCCGCCCACUUUCUUAUCUACCUCAUUCCGGGUGGGUUGGGUUAUAUCUACUUCGAGGCCCUGAAAAAGUAUUUGCAAGCGCAGGGCAUCAAUUCCCCAAGCACUUAUGUCCUUCUGCUGGUAGCGCCCAUCAACAUUGGUCUCAACUAUCUUCUCUGUAAUAUCUGGGGGUUCGGGCUGCUGGGGGCCCCUGUCGCGACCGGAUUAUGUUACUGGCUAUGCUUCGGCCUACUAGCUCUGUACACGGCAUUGGUUGCAGGCCAUGAAUGCUGGGGGGGCCUAUCCAGGGAGGCUUUCCAGAACAUGGGGAUAUUCGUCCGGCUGACCGUGCUGGGGAUUCUGCAUGUUGGCGCGGAAUGGAUGGCAUUUGAGAUUGUCGCGGUCGCAGCCGGCUGGCUGGGGUCGACAUCCAUGGCAGCCCAGAGUGUGAUCAUGACCUCAGAUCAGAUCCUCAACACCAUUCCUUUUGGUAUUGGGGUGGCGGCGUCGAAUCGAGUGGGCAACCGUCUCGGGGCCCGCGACGCCAAGGGGGCCGCGCGCUCGGCCCAUGCGGCCACCGCAUUAUGUGUCAUCGUGGGCGCCCUCGUCCUUGUUGUCCUGACCUUGACCCGGUACCAGUUUGCCAAGAUUUUCACCGAUGAUCCCGCGGUCAUCAAGUUGACCGGGGAUGUCAUGCCAUAUGUGGCCGCCUUCCAAAUCGCGGAUGGGUUGAAUGCCAGCUGUGGCGGGACUCUGCGAGGCAUCGGCAAACAGCAUCUCGGCGCCGCAAUCAACAUUUUUACGUAUUACGCGGCAGCUUUGCCCCUGGGCAUCUGGCUUUCCAGGCAUGGUCAUGGAUUGGCGGGUCUCUGGGUUGGCCAAUGUCUGGCUCUCUAUACCGUGGGCCUCCUGGAAUAUGCGCUUGUCGCCGCGACCAAGUGGGAUCAGGAGGUCCUGAAAGCAUUUGACAGGAUGGAUCACGGAAUCGAAGAGACCGAGCACACACAAGCAUAGUGUCG
Aspergillus aculeatinus CBS 121060 is the source of this 1448-nucleotide messenger RNA. Its product is annotated as MATE family efflux transporter. Bases 1 to 1443 code for a protein of 480 amino acids. Gene Ontology annotation, biological process: xenobiotic detoxification by transmembrane export across the plasma membrane. NCBI's taxonomy places the organism in Eukaryota, Fungi, Ascomycota, Eurotiomycetes, Eurotiales, Aspergillaceae. The transcript has 3 exons. Gene Ontology annotation, cellular component: membrane. The record is from RefSeq and is a predicted model, not a curated record. Gene Ontology annotation, molecular function: xenobiotic transmembrane transporter activity; antiporter activity.